AUACUAUUUGGAUGAGGCAUUUAUAAACCUCUUACCUAGUUGCGGUUUUGCUCUUGCGCUACGGUCCUUGAAAUUUGUAAACUGAAUUCAAUUUAUGCCGAACACAAAUCAGAAGUAAACAAACCGAAAUCCGGGUUUUGUGAUAGUGCAUAUUUCACCGUGUUCACAUCCUUCAAUAUGUCACUUGGGCUCAUUGAACAGUCAUUCGACCUAUGUGAAAAUGAACUCAAUGAAUUAUCCGAACGUUUAAGAAGAAACUGGUUGCAGAAAUUGAAUAAGUUCAACACGACGGACGAUUCACUUACCAGUCUGGCUUGGCUCUAUGAUAUGCAUCCGAUUGGGAUGGAAUUGGAUACUACACAAAAGUUUACCGAAUUAAACGUUGGGCAGAAUGUUGCUGGUUCAAACACAUUUUGUAACCAACAACAGCCUUUCGCUGGGAGUCUGCUGGAUCCACAAGUCAGAUUUGACUACCGAACCAAAUGGACUGGAAAGCCACCAUUUUCGUACGCCACUCUCAUUUGCCUUGCCAUGAGGGAGCUUGGAAAACCGAAGGUCACUUUAUCGGAUAUCUACGGAUGGAUAAUGAACAAUUUCGCUUAUUACAGGCACACGGAUUCAAGCUGGCAGAAUUCUGUUCGGCACAACCUAUCACUUAACAAGUGUUUUGAGAAGGUCCCAAGAGAUAAAAAUGAACGCGGUAAGGGCGGGUUUUGGCGGGUUAGUCCGAAGCACGUCGAUUGGUUAGAGGCCAAUUUGGCAAAAUGUCGGCGCGCUGCACCUCCCCCAGGACCUCCACCGCCGAUUCCUCGAUCCAUGUUGAUACAGCAGCAACUACUACAGCGACCUAACCCAUCGCAGCAACAUCUAAUGUCAGCUGGAAACAAUUAUAACUUGUAUAGUGCACUUGUGACGGCAUCGCAAACCCAGCAACCGGAAACUGGCAACUGCUUCAGUGGUAUGAUAAAGAAACCAUUGACCACAGAACUGUCACCACGAUCAGGUUCAUCAACAUCUUCGGUAUCAUCGUCGCCGAAUUCCUUGGGUUCUGCCCUCUCACCAGUCGGGUACGAUGCUCAGAAAAGCCACUUAAACAGAUUACCACCGAUUUCUUUGCCUCAGCUCAAAAUCGAUCAGCCGUUGACCUCCUCACCAAACUCAGUCCUUUCUGUUUCCGGGUUCAGGCCCACCAGGGAUGCAAACGAAACAACUUCGGCAGGAGCCAAAUGUCCCCAACUUGGAGCGCCAGUUCGCCGCAGAAAAAGUUCGGUUCAUAGACAGAACAAUAUUGAGGAACCAGACUUUGGAAAUUUUGAAGAUGACUUGCCUAGGUUAUGUGACAACAAACCAGACAAACACGACCAGUAUGAAGGAAGGCGUGGCACUCCUUUCCACGAAAGAACCACAAUGACUCGUGGUAUGAACCCAGCAAAAUGUGAGCAUACUAACUGCAGAAGGUUCUGCUACGGUUUAACCCAUCAGGUCCGCAAAACGUUACCCACACGAUCAGCUGAACAUGGUUACGUCAGACGAGAAGGCUCCGAAAAGUCAAAACCUACAUCAGCUCACAGACUUAUCGGUUUGAGAAGACCAUCAGAUGAAAAGCAACUGAAACUGGAGAACUAUAGAUUAAAAGAUCGGCAACGAACACAUAGGCGUCAGACAGGGACAGAAAUCAGAGUGAUGCCAACUCGCAUUCUUCCGCCUCGGCGUCGAUUUUCAAAGUGGACUUUUCCUCGUGCUCCAUUUAAUCGGUGCUGUGCUAAUGAAGGAGAUGAGAGUUAUAGAAGUAAAGACAAAGACCCCCAUACAUUGGUGAGCCGCAACCAAAGAGGAGUAAAAUCGAGACGCCAGUGUCUUGAACAAAUGCUUGAUGAGAAGGAGAAAAGCUGGACAGAAAGCGACGUUAGUCUUCCGCUGGUUGGUACGACUGACGACGAAGAUGCCGCGUGCAUUUGGCCCCCACUUUCAAACCCGGAUAGAGAAAUGGCAUGUAGGCGAUUAGCCACUCACCAGCCGACUGAACACAGUUAUCAGGGAAAUCUCAUGUGGAAUUCACCUAACAAGAACGUGCUUGCAAGACCUGCUUGGCCGACUCCACAAUACUGUUCAAAAGCCUUAUCACCUAUACGUCGUGGAUUCAAUUCCAACCAAGCAAAUUCACUCUCAAUUACAUCUGGAUCAGAUCGUUCUUCGGUGUCUUUGUAUGAAUCCAACGGCUGUUCUGACGGACACAUUUACCACACACUACCGCCCAGUCGCCAUUCUACUCCACGACGAGUGGAGACACAAGCAUGCAAGCAGCUUUUCCCGUCUAAACCAUCAGACGCUUCGGUACACUUUGGACGUCUUUAUCCCACUUCUGGUGAGGCUGAAUGCUACCUAGGUUCAUCGCCCGAUCGCUUUCGUAUGCCGCGGUGGGCUGCUGUUUUCCUUCCGGAUGGUGAAAGCAACCAGGUGGUGCAAUCUCAUAUUAUUGAUCAACCUGCCAUGCAUGGUAGUGUGGGGCUGUAUGGACAAAUGGACUCCGUCACUGAGUACGUGCACACAAGUUAUCCAAGUUCCAUAUAUGCGACUUCUACAAUGAACAACGCAAUCACAUCCGUAAGACCUUGUGGUCCAGAAGAGCAAAAUGUUUUGGGCGGUUCGGACUCCGGUCUUGAAAAGCAGUCUGAGUUAACAACUUCAGAAGCCCAGUUCACCACAUCGGAUAGCCCACUGUUAGAAGGGUUGGAUAUCGGUUCGGCGAGGUUUGACUUCGAUACCCUGGACAACCUAGUUGAAGCCAGCGGACCUAUUCCUUUGGAUUUGGAUCUUGGGUUGACAGCCAGUCUCAACGGCACCUACAGUUCGCUAUCAAACGAUUCAGCAAUCGGCUCAUCUAGGGACUCCACUGUUGCUAAUGGCCAGUCUGGUGACUUACUCUCUCCAAUGUGUUGGUCUUCAAGUCCUUCCGUCUCACAAGAAUUACUCAGUUUACCAUGGUUCACCGAAUCGCAUUCUGCUCAGGCAGCUGACUAUUUAUUUUCCAUGUUCGACAAUGAUGAAAUGGACUGCAACAAAUCCGGUCAAUCAAAUGCUAACGAUGGUCGUCUAAGCACGCCACCUUUACAAGAGAGGUACGGUGCUUGAUGGUACUAAAUUUGGAAAUACACCGACACGCAGCAUGUAACGGUUGAUUCCAAACUACAGUGAAAGUAGAGGGAAGCAUCCUGUUAGAGAAAUCCGAACGGAAUUGAUGUCUCAGACAUGGGAAUUCACGUCGUUAUUACGAUUGCUGCGUCAUGCGCUGCCUACUACCUUCACUUCUUAGUUACUUUAUAUUUUAUCUUUAAGUAGCUAUUUUUUAAUACUAGGAGAAAGUUACUGUUUGAAUUGAGUUGCCCAAAGUAUUCACAGGAACGAAUGAUACCUAAAACGCAUAAAGAACCGAUUAUCACUGGGCAAUAUAAUAUGAAUUCUACUUGUCCGCGACGCAGUUCUACCAAAAGUGCCUUUUGCUUGUCCUUCCGACUCGCAACGAACAGCCCAUUCCUGGUACUUAUUAAUCAAAACCGGAUACCUUACCCGCAAUCUUACUCUCAGACGAUUGUAUAGGACAUUAUUCUCGAAAACCCACAAAUAUAUAUCACAGGAGUCAAACCCAAUGCUACCAUAUCCCCAUUACGGUUCGCUAUUGCUCCGGAUCCCUGGUUAUCGGCUGUGAGAGAAAGAAAAGACGAGGCAACUUUUUCCAUUUGCUCGUCUACGUCUAUUUCUUACCUUGGUUUCUUUUUAUACUCGUUAUUUUUCACACAUUGGCGGGAUCCUACCCCGUGUACUUGUUUGUUGAAAACGCUGAUUGCUUGAGGCGAUCAAUGAAACGAAUGAAUUGUGAGCUCUGUCAAUCCAAAUCCGAGUGCACAUCAAAUGGCAUUUCAGGACUGCCAACCAUUCCGAUGUAUCCCUUUUUUAUCCUACACAAUAACCGAUUUCGCACAUCGCAACACAUGGCUUCCACUGGCACUUCACUGUUUGUUUUACUCAUUUACUCAUAAAGUCUUACUUAUUUCCGUU
Dicrocoelium dendriticum is the source of this 4056-nucleotide messenger RNA. The record is from the annotation of a GenBank genome assembly. Lineage: Eukaryota; Metazoa; Platyhelminthes; Trematoda; Plagiorchiida; Dicrocoeliidae.